UCCUCUUCGCUCGUCCCGGAUUUACUAAGUCACCAGAUUCACAGGAUUUAGUAAAUCCCUGAUUUAUCGCGAAUCGGCGUCAUCUUGAGAUUUACGGGAGCUCAGGAUUUACGGAGGUAAUUGAGUUUUGUGCUUGGUGUUAUCUGAGGUAGAAGAAAAAAAGAUGCCUUCAAUUCAGUCAGCUUUGCCACCUGAGCUUGCUGACAAUGUGAUCAGAUUAUACCGCGAGUGCUUAAGAAGAGCUUACUAUGUUGGUCACCAGCAACACAAUACGAAGCUUGUUGUUGACAUGGUGAGGCAGCAGUUCAAGAAAAACAUGCAUGAAACUGAUCCAGUGAAGAUCCAGAAACUAAAGGAUGAUGCUGCCAGAGGUCUCAUCAACCAUAUUCUUCAUGAGUCUGAAAGGUUGACAGGCCGCAAGUUCUCCAGCUCCAAAUGAUUUCCUGGUUUUGAUGAAGUAAUUGUUUAUUUAUAGAGUUCUUACAUAUCUGCCUUUUCUCUUUAUCUCCAGCUCUUUUGAAUAUCUGUGUUUUGAUGAAGUAAUUGCUUGUCAUGAUUGGAAGUAAAUUUAACUUGAAUUCAGUUAGUUUUUGGCCUUAUUUUUUGAUUUCUUAAAUUCAUUCCACCAAAACCUCUCAUAUUGUAUCUGUAAAAUAUCUUUAAUACCCGACAUAGUGCCCACUAAAAUAAGGGCAUAAAUAUAAUUUCACAUAUUGUACUCCCAACUAGUUCUGUGAAUAAAAAAUUACACAAU
Messenger RNA from Phalaenopsis equestris, 754 nucleotides. RefSeq lists its product as uncharacterized. The coding region runs from base 164 to 439 and encodes 91 amino acids. Lineage: Eukaryota; Viridiplantae; Streptophyta; Magnoliopsida; Asparagales; Orchidaceae. The record is from RefSeq and is a predicted model, not a curated record. The transcript is spliced from 5 exons.